Molecule: messenger RNA, 1376 nt
Organism: Drosophila hydei
Lineage: Eukaryota; Metazoa; Arthropoda; Insecta; Diptera; Drosophilidae
Product: arrestin domain-containing protein 17
Exons: 5
Coding region: 101-1318 (405 amino acids)
Biological process (GO): protein transport
Cellular component (GO): cytoplasm
Source: RefSeq, a predicted model, not a curated record
GUCGCUCGUCGUUGCCUGGCCUAAAUGCAUUGCCCACGGAAAUUAGUUAGCUUGGAAACUUAAGAAUUAGUCAUACAGUGCGAGGUUUACGGCCAUCGAAAUGGUUGUUACGUGCGAGAUUAGCUACGAUAAUAAUAAGCAUGGCACCUUCUACGCCGGCCAGCUGGUUAGCGGUUGUGUGACCCUCAAGUCCGACAAAAUCAAGGAAGUGCAAGCUGCGCUAGUUAAAGUCGUUGGCUACUCUAUAACAAAAUGGAGCGAAAGACGUCUGACAUCAACAAAACUAUACGCUGGCCGAGAGGAUUAUCUAGCAUCGCAAACAUAUCUGCUUGGCUCGGAGCAAACCAAUGACAGACAUACCAUACAGGCGGGUGUGCACAACUACAAUUUUGCCUGCCAGCUGCCUUAUCAGUGUCCCUCGUCUUUUGAGGGUCGCUAUGGCUGCAUACGGUAUAUAGUCAAGGUGCUACUGAUCCGGCCUUGGAAGUACGAUCAGGCCUAUACACACGGCAUAACGGUGCUGAAAAUGAUGGAUCUUAACGUAGAAACGCCGCAACUUAGAUUAGCUGCGCACAGCGAGAAUUACAGAACCUUUUGCUGCGGACCUUUAAAGACGGCUCCCGUCAAAAUGGAGCUGCAUCUACCCCAGUCGGGGUAUGUGCCCGGCCAGCGUAUACCUGUCACAGUGGUCGUGAUUAAUAAUAGUGGCGUAUCGGUCUCUGAGCUGCGACUAUCGCUGGUGAUGCUCGUCCGGUAUUUCAGUAUUACGCCCGAACACUCACGUGUGGAUCGCAUUGUUAUUGGCAAGAUCCAAGGGGACUCUGUGCUGAAGCGAAGCACGGUUUCCCUGGCCAUUGAUAUGGAGGUGCCCAGUACGCCGCCCACCUGCCUCAACGUGUGCAAUCUGAUACAGAUUGCCUAUCAGCUAGAGGUGGAGGCAUUGAUUAAGAGCCUGCAGGAGCAUCAGUUGAUCACCAUGCCCAUUACGAUUGGCACUUGGCCGCUGGCAUUGAAAACCUCCUCGGGAAAGGAUGUUGUGCUGCAGCAGCCGCCGAGGCGCAGUGCACGCUACGAAUCACAGACAGAUGAGCUGCCCAUGGUCACGGCACUAGAGAAUCAGCUCAACUCUCAAGAUAUAACUCUGCCCAAAUUUGUGGAGUCGAAGCACACGGUACGCGGCAACAUCAACGAGGAGGAGCUGCAUGCCUUCGGAGUUAACGAAUUUGCACCCUUAUAUCCUGUUUAUGACAUUCCAAGUCCUCCCUCCGUUCUUCCGCACAACGGUUACAUCAAUAAAAGCUUUCAAAAGGAAACUUGAAAGCGCUGGGAUUGUUUUUGGUAAAGCUCGAUAUUUUGAUUUUGUUUUUAAAUAUAAA